CGGCGGGUGGGUAGCAGCGGCUGCUUCUUCUUCCUCAUUCCAAUCUCCCCCCAAUUUCGGUUGGAUUCGUGGAGGCGGAUUGGGGAUUUGGAUUUGGAUUGGAGAGAGGGGGGAGAUGGACCAGGUGCUGAACAAGGUGGGGAGCUACUGGUUCAGCAAGAGGGCGAGCAAGGAGAUCGACUCCAUCGGCGACGACAUCAGCUCAAUCUCUACAAGCAUUGGAACAGGAGCUAAAUGGAUGGUGAACAAGAUCAAAGGGAAGAUGCAGAAAGCAUUGCCAGACCUUCUCAAGGAAUAUGACAUGCCGGCGGGCCUCUUCCCAAGGGAUGCUACUAACUAUGAGUUCAAUGAGGAGACAAAGAAGCUAACCGUGUACAUUCCUUCAGCUUGUGAUGUCGGGUACAAGGAUUCGUCUGUUCUGCGAUUCUUUACCUGUGUGACUGGCUACCUGGAGAAGGGAAAGCUCUCUGAUAUCGAAGGCUUGAAGACGAAAGUGCUUGUUUGGACCAAGGUGACUGCCAUCAAGACUGAGGGAUCGAAGGUUCAUUUCACUGCUGGUGUGAAGAAGACCCGCAGCCGUGACGCAUAUGAGGUAGUCAGAGAUGGUAUCCCCAUAGACAAGUUCUGAGCUUGUACCUGCCAUGAAAAUGUGAUGUAAUUAAUUAGUUGACGCCUUCUACAACAAAUAUCAAUUGUCAUAUCUCGUGUUAUGACCUAUUUAACUGAACUGUAUUGCCAUAAUAUUGAUUGUCCGGCCCAAGAGUGUUUCUCAGCACCUUAAAAAUUUGGUGCUUAUUUGGUUGUGAUUGUGAAUCUUGUAGACGGUUUUAUGUUUACUUAGUUUAAGGCCAUGUUUGGCACCACUUCAAGUCUCAGAUUCAUGCUGGAUUUGAAGUUUAUAUGUAAAAUUAUAGUGGUUUAAAGCUUUUUUUAAUCUAAAAUGGGAACAAAAUGAUUCAUCUAAA
Messenger RNA from Oryza sativa Japonica Group (Japanese rice), 965 nucleotides. RefSeq lists its product as uncharacterized. NCBI's taxonomy places the organism in Eukaryota, Viridiplantae, Streptophyta, Magnoliopsida, Poales, Poaceae. The record is from RefSeq and is a predicted model, not a curated record.